AUGGAGAAAAAUGGCAAGAGUCAGAGGAAGAAAGAGAGAAGGGAGAUAAAGGGACAAGGGCGUAAAGAGAAGGAUACUCUUCACAAUGUCAAAAGCCUUGAUGAUAAAAAGCGUUUCCAGCAAAAGAAGGGUAAAAAAGGGGAAGCAAAGGGAUGGUGUCCUCAAAAAACUGAACAUGAAGCUGAUCAACUGGAGAAAAGUGACAUUACGAACGAACAUGGGCUGCCAACCUGUAUUGAGAGCAAUUCCUACUUGUCUGAUGGAACCCAAAGCAGCAAGAAAAGCAAGCCUUUGAUCGUUCGCCUUAAAUUGCUUAAGCACAGCGAACCAGACGCCUCACGUGUGUGCUCUCCUUCUGGAAGGGUAGAUUUGCUUCCUCCAGAGAGAACGGAAGUUGUUCUUGCACCCAGUCAACCCAGUGCAGAGACAAAUGUAGAACUCAGGCAGGUCUCUUCAAAACCUGACCAAGAUUUACCCUGUUCAACAUCAGAGGGGAUUGAAACAAUUGGUCAGAAGAGAAGUGCGAGUGCUGCAUUUGAAGAUCAGAUUCAGAGUGAAGAUUCACUCCAUGCAACUCUGAUUGAGAAUUGGAUCCCUCCCCCGAUUCAAUUUGCCGAUGUUGGUGAUGGUGAUGAAGAAUGGCUCUUUGGGACGAAGCAUCAAAACAGAUGUGGGUCCAAAAGAUUUAAAGCUGCUAACAAUGAGGUCUCCAGUUGUACAGGGAGCACGCCGUGGCCACAAGCACAGUGGUUGUUGGAGGCUGGUGUAUAUGCAUUACCCUUCACGGUUCCAUUCUAG
Prunus armeniaca (apricot) is the source of this 798-nucleotide messenger RNA. NCBI's taxonomy places the organism in Eukaryota, Viridiplantae, Streptophyta, Magnoliopsida, Rosales, Rosaceae. The record is from the annotation of a GenBank genome assembly.